Molecule: messenger RNA, 669 nt
Organism: Sphaerulina musiva SO2202
Lineage: Eukaryota; Fungi; Ascomycota; Dothideomycetes; Mycosphaerellales; Mycosphaerellaceae
Exons: 3
Coding region: 1-669 (222 amino acids)
Molecular function (GO): acyltransferase activity, transferring groups other than amino-acyl groups
Source: RefSeq, a predicted model, not a curated record
AUGGCUCCGUUUGUUCUCUCUCGAGCUGUGCCGCAUGAUAUGAAAGAAAUCGUUGAACUACAAUACGACUCCUUCGAGGAUGAUCUGGUUCACGAGCUGUUUAUGGGCUGUAACUCCCGGCAUGUUUUACCAAAACUGGUGGCGAGAUACACUGAAGCAAUGUUGCAAGAUCCUUCAGACAUAUGGAUCAUGAUCAAGGACGCAGCGACUGGUCGAACUGUGGCCGCUAGCAAUUGGAAACUGUACCUGGGCUCGACUCAUAUGCAGCGACGUGGCGUCGACGAGAUCAUGCCCUGGUUGAAAGGCGAUAUUGCACUGGCAGCAAAGUCUCUGCUGCAGCCGAUGAACGAGAUCAGACUGCUCAACAAUCAGGAUCCAUUCCUGCAUCUACAUAUAUGUUUCACUUCUCCCGAGUACAGACGUGCUGGAGCUGGUAGCAAGAUGAUGCGUUGGGGGUGCGAGUUGGCUGAUUUGUUGUUCCUACCCGCCUGGGUUGAAGCCAGCCCGGAAGGCAACUUCUUGUACAAGAAAUUCGGCUUUUGCGAUUUCAAGCAGAUCGAACACAAAGGAAAAGUCACCGGCACUUGUAUGCGCAGAGAGGCACGUACCACGCGCGUGGCUCUGACGGCUUCGAGUGCGUUAGGUGGUAUCGACUUCGGCGUGUUGUGA